Colias croceus (clouded yellow) is the source of this 1303-nucleotide messenger RNA. RefSeq names its product zinc carboxypeptidase-like. Bases 16 to 1257 code for a protein of 413 amino acids. Gene Ontology annotation, molecular function: metallocarboxypeptidase activity; zinc ion binding. NCBI's taxonomy places the organism in Eukaryota, Metazoa, Arthropoda, Insecta, Lepidoptera, Pieridae. The record is from RefSeq and is a predicted model, not a curated record. Gene Ontology annotation, biological process: proteolysis. The transcript has 9 exons.
GACAUUGUUGUGAAAAUGUAUUUACUAUUGGUGUAUUGUUUGGUUGUUGCACCAGUUUUUUCGGAAACGUUAAAGAAUUAUAAAGAUUAUAAACAUUACGAAGUGCAAGGGUCUCGGGAGGGAUUGGAGCAUUUAAAAAAUCUGCUUUUGCAAAGAGAUGAGUUUUUAAUACAUUCGGAUUCAAGAAACUCAUCGGAAAUAAUAUUGUCUCCCCAUUUAGCGUCUGCUUUAGAAGCGAUCGCUACAGAGGAGAAUUUGAGAGUGAAACUUUUGCAUCGCGACGUCUCGGAAAUAAUUCAGUCGGAAAAAGUGCCACAUCGUCGUUUUAAUAAAUUCUCGUGGGAUGCGUACUAUGACGUCGACGACAUUCACAAAUACAUUUACGACACAAGCAAAUCGUUCGGCGAAUGGACGGAAAUAAUAGAGGCUGGCGAAAGUUAUGAGGGGCGCAAAAUAUUGGGACUCCGUAUAAAUACUCGUUACGAGAAAGGACAGCGGGAGACUGGGAAACCCGUGUUUUUUAUUGAAUCUGGCAUCCACGCGCGUGAAUGGAUCGCCCCAGCAGUGACGACCUACUUCAUCAAUCAGCUGCUCACGAGUCGCGAUCCCAAUGUAACAAGACUUCGGGAUCAGUUCGACUGGCGCAUCUUCCCCACGGUUAAUCCUGAUGGAUACCAUUACAGCUAUACUGUUGAUAGAUAUUGGAGAAAGACACGGUCUCGUUCGUUAAACGGGUGCCGAGGUGCUGACCCCAACCGCAACUGGGAUUAUAACUGGGGACAACACUCGUCAUCAACAAAGCCCUGCGACUAUCAGCUGUACGCCGGUUCCCGCCCAUUUUCUGAGGUCGAAACAAGAUCCUUGUCCAAGUAUAUUUCGACCAUAGACAACCUAUUGUUCUAUGUGGCUUUCCACUCCUACGCAUCUGUUUUGUUAGUGCCAUAUUCCGACUCUUUUGAGCACGUUGAUAAUUAUGAUGAAUUGGUGCAGAUAGGCAGAAAAUCUAUUGAAUACGGAAGCAGAAUUAACAGCGAUUUGUAUGACGGGCCUGACACAGCAGCCGCCACUUUAUAUAAAGCCUCGGGUGGCAGUAUGGACUGGGUUCGUCACGCCCUCGGCACUAGGCUGGUGUAUACCUACGAGCUCCGAGGGUCCUCCUUCCACUGGCCGGCGGAGAGGAUCAGCGAGCAGGGGGAUGAGGUGACCCUGAUGAUGAUGGGCUUGGCUGAUGGUGCUCAGGAACUGGGGUACUUUUAGAAGAAGGGUGUAUGUUAUUGUUUUAAGAAUAAAGACUUAAGACGGA